UUUAGCUCCAACGAUGGCCUCUUGCAUGGAGGGGAAAAGGAGACCAUGCAGAACCUCAACAUCCGACUGGCCUCUUACUUGGACAAAGUGAAAGCCUUAGAAGAUGCCAAUGCUGACCUUGAAGCAAAGAUCAAAGAAUGGUACCUAAAACACCAGGCCAAAACCGUUCCAGGGGAUUACAGUAAAUACUUUUCUAUCGCUGAGGAUCUCAAAAACAGGAUUCUAGUAGAAACUACAGAAAAUGCCAGGAUUGUGUUACAGAUUGAUAAUGCCAAGUUAGCUGCAGAUGAUUUCCGUAUUAAAUAUGAGAAUGAGGUAUUACUACACCAGAAUGUUGAAGCAGACAUCUGCGGCCUACGUAGAGUAUUAGAUGACUUGACCUUCACCAAGUCCAACCUCGAACCUCAACUUGAAAGCCUUAAGGAAGAGAUUGAGUGCCUGAGGAAGAACCAUGAAGAGGAAAUGAAUGCUCUCAGAGGACAGAAGGGAGAUGUUAACGUGGAGAUGGAUGCGGCCCCUGGAAUUGAUCUAACCAAACUUCUGAGUGACAUGCGCUCCCAGUAUGAAGAAAUUGCAGAACAGAACCGUCAGAAGGCUGAACAAUGGUUUAGAGAAAAGAGUGCAGAACUCAACCACGAGAUCUCACACAGCAGUGAGAUGGUUGAAAGCCAUAAAAGCCAACUUACGGACCUCAGACGUACAGUGCAAGAACUGGAAAUUGAGCUCCAAGCACAACUUGCUAUGAAAUCCUCAUUGGAGGGCUCAUUGGCAGAGACAGAGCAUUGUUAUUGUGCACAGCUGUCACAGAUACAGAUCCUUAUAGGAAAUGUGGAAGAACAGCUCAGCCAGGUCCGCAGUGAUCUGGAACGUCAGAAUGCAGAGUACCAACUUCUGAUGGACAUCAAGACCCGACUGGAAAUGGAAAUUGAGACGUACCGCAGACUGAUUGAUGGAGAGCCCCUGGGGACAGGCAGUGACACUACAUCAGAACAAAAUAAAACCAGGAAAGUUACGACAAUCGUGGAGGAAGUGGUGGACGGCAAAAUCGUAUCACAAAAAGUGAAUGCAACAGAAGAGAAGGUGUAA
Molecule: messenger RNA, 1086 nt
Organism: Nanorana parkeri
Lineage: Eukaryota; Metazoa; Chordata; Amphibia; Anura; Dicroglossidae
Product: keratin, type I cytoskeletal 17-like
Exons: 8
Coding region: 46-1086 (346 amino acids)
Molecular function (GO): structural molecule activity
Source: RefSeq, a predicted model, not a curated record